AUACGAAAAUAUAUUCACGGGUAUCAAAACUGCCUUGCAACACCGCGUUCCCUGUAAAAAAGAAAAUUAUAAGAAGUGAAGGGUAGAGAAAUAAAUACAAAUUCUUACAUUCCUGUAAUAAAAAUUCUCAAGUUCAAUCAUUAUAGUUAACUAAAAUUAUAGUAAACUAAAAUGAAUGUUUAAAGUUUAAAGAGGCGAUAAAUAUGAAUUUAAAAUGUGAAAACCUGGAAAAAAUAUUUUCUUCUUCAUCAUUAUCAUGAUCGUAAUUGGCCAUCAUCUCUCUUAAUUCAACUUUUGCACAUUGGAAUUUUCACCAUGGUUUUGAAUUUUUUUUUGUUGAUUAUGUCUGUGGUGUUGUUGUUAGGCUUCUCCGUGUAAAGUUGUGGAGCUUGUUUUUUUGUUCACGAGUGUGGGGAGUUCCUUUUGCCUUCAGUAUUUUUUUUUGUUUUCAAAGAAGCAUUUAUUUGAAGUUGCUUAAGAAAUCGUGUUUGGUCAAAAACAUACUUAUUCAAAUAAAAUGUAUAUCCUUUUUUAAAUUGAGUGUAUGGAAAUUUAAAAAAAGUGAAAAAAGUGGUGAAAAAUAAGUGUUUUUCAUUUUUUAAAUUUACAAAUCUUCAUCUUGUGUUAUUGUUGAAGUUUUCUUUAACUGUGUGUUAGUGUGCUGUGGAAUAUACAUAUCUGUGUAGCAUGCAUUUUAUGCAAACAAAAUUAAGUUACAGAAAAUUGUAUUGCCUUUGAAAAUAGAAAUGUAAUACGAAUACCUAAAAAAAUAUGUAUAUGUAUGUAAAGAUAUGUGCUAUUAAAUAUUCUCUUUAUGAAUUUUACCCCGAAUAAAGUUGGUUAAAAAAAAUUACGGUUUAUGUUUAAUCUAUUAAAUAUUCUCUUUAUGAAUUUUACCCCGAAUAAAGUUGGUUAAAAAAAUUACGGUUUAUGUCUAAUCUAUCAAUCUGAAGCAGAAGACUUAUUGGAAUAGCAGUUUCCGGGUUUUAAGUUCAUAUGAUACAAAACUAUUCUAUAUUUUGGAUAAACAAACAAUUAUAUUACAUUUCUGAUAAUGUAGGGGAGUGCCAUCCACAACACAUCAUAAAUUGAUUUUCAAAGCAGCACACCAGAACCAUGUUUAUCAAAUGAAGUAAUAUUUUUGUUGGGGCGUGUAAAACAUCCAUUCCCACUUUUGAUCUUCGAUCCCAAAACAAAACUAUCUUGCUUAAGCAAACGGAAUAGAAAAAACUUCAAAUUGGCUCAUUCAACUUUAGAUAUGUCUCAACGGGAUUUCUCAGAGAAUGAACCCGAUUGCACCCCGGAAUUGCCAGCUGCUAAUCGGGCGUUGUUCCUUGAGAAAGUCCGCCAAUCAAAUGCAGCUUGCCAGAACGGGGAUUUUGUUACAGCAGUAGCCUUGUACACAGAUGCACUUUCAUUGGAUCCGGGAAAUUAUAUUCUUUACAGUAAUCGUUCCGCGGCUCGCCUAAAGCAAGGUCAGUUCGCAUUGGCCUUGCAAGAUGCAACCAAGGCUCGAGAGCUUUGUCCUCAGUGGCCGAAGGCCUAUUUCCGACAAGGGGUUGCUUUGCAGUGCCUGGGGCGAUAUGGAGAAGCUUUGGCAUCAUUUAGCGCCGGGUUGGCACAAGACGCUCAAAAUAAACAACUACUUGCUGGCCUUUUUGAAGCUUCGAUAAAGAGUCCUUUAAAGCAUGCCCUUGAGCCAACCUUCCAGCAACUACGAACUAUGAGCUUGGAUCAGAGUCCAUUCGUUGUAAUUUCUGUAGUAGGCCAAGAGCUUCUGCAAGCUGGACAAUAUCAUUCGGCGGUAACUGUUCUUGAGGCUGCUCUACGAAUUGGGUCUUGUUCUCUGAAAUUAAGAGGAUCUGUGUUCAGUGCUUUGAGCUCUGCUCAUUGGGCAUUAAAUCAACUGGACAAAGCAAUUGGGUACAUGCAGCAGGAUCUAGCGGUUGCCAAAAGCUUGGGAGACACUGCAGGCGAAUGUCGGGCACAUGGGAACCUGGGUAGUGCCUACUUCAGUCAGGGUUCCUAUAAAGAGGCCUUGACUGCCCAUCGAUAUCAAUUGGUACUUGCCAUGAAAUGUAAAGAUACUCAAGCAGCUGCAGCUGCUCUAACAUCACUGGGACACGUCUACACAGCAAUUGGUGACUACCCGAAUGCACUAGCCAGCCACAAACAGUGUGUCCAGUUAGUUAAACAAAUGGGCGAUCGCUUGCAAGAAGCCAGGGAAAUCGGAAACGUUGGAGCAGUUUACCUAGCAAUGGGCGAGUUCGAUUCAGCUGUCGAUUGUCAUACCCAACAUCUCCGUUUGGCAAGAAAACUUGGAAAUCAAGUUGAGGAAGCUCGAGCUUACAGCAAUCUUGGUUCGAGUCACCACUACCGUAGAAAUUUUUCCCAGGCAAUAACAUUUCAUGAGCAGGUCCUUCGAAUUUCUCAACAACUUGGCGAUCGGAAUAUCGAAGCACGAGCGUAUGCUGGACUUGGACAUGCAGCUCGAUGUGCUGGAGAUGCGAUUCAAGCCAAAAAGUGGCAUGAAAAACAACUUGAAAUGGCACUUGCCGCUCGCGAUAAAGUUGGAGAAGGCAGGGCGUGCUCUAAUCUUGGAAUUGUGUAUCAGUUGCUUGGGGAACAUGAUGCGGCUCUAAAAUUGCAUCAAGCUCAUUUAACUAUAGCUCGACAACUACACGAUCGAGCUGGUAUGGGGAGAGCAUAUGGAAACAUUGGGAAUGCUUACUCUGCGGCAGGGCUAUAUGAAGCUGCCAUAAAAUACCAUAAACAGGAGCUGACUAUUAGCAAAGAAGUUCACGAUCGCAGUGCGGAAGCUUCCACUCACGGUAACUUAGCAGUAGCCUAUCAAGCGUUGGGAGCUCAUGACAUGGCGCUAAUGCAUUAUCGCGCUCAUUUGAAUAUUGCCAGAGAGCUGAAAGAUACCGCUGGUGAAGCUUGUGCCUUACUUAAUCUAGGGAACUGCCUUAGUUCUAGGCAGGAGUUUGCGCAGGCCGUUCCCUACUAUGAACAGUAUCUGAUGCUCUCACAAGAGUUGGGAGAUGUUGCGGCUGAGGGCAAGGCAUGUCAUUUCCUGGGGUAUGCACAUUAUUGCAUUGGUAACUACCGUGAGGCUGUUAGAUACUAUGAUCAAGAUCUGGCAUUAGCAAAGGACUUGCAGGAUAAAAUGAAUAUGGGCAGGGCCUACUGCAACUUGGGGCUUGCACACUUGGCGCUGGGUAACAGUCAAGCUGCUUUAGAAUGUCAAAAGUACUUUUUAGCAGUUGCCCAUAUGACGAACCAUUUACCUGGAAAAUUCCGAGCACUUGGAAAUAUUGGGGAUAUUCUUAUUCGCACAGUUGAGAUUGAAGAAGCGGCAAAAAUGUACCAGAGGCAAUUGGCCUUAGCCCGACAGGCAAGGGAAAGACCCAUGGAAGCAGCUGCUUGUGGAGCACUGGGAUUGGCUCAUCGACUGAUAAAAAAGUUCGAUAAGGCUCUUGGCUACCACACACAGGAGCUGACACUGCGUCAAGAAAUGGCUGAUCUACCAGGGGAAUGUAAGGCACACGGUCAUCUUGGAGCAGUACAUAUGGCUCUUGGUAAUUACACACACGCUGUCAAGUGUUAUCAAGAACAAUUAGAACGAGCUCAAGAGCUUCAAGACUCUGCAAUUGAAGCACAGUCAUAUGGUAAUCUGGGAAUUGCCAAAUUGAAUAUGGGUCAUUACGAGGACGCUAUUGGAUACCUAGAGCAGCAAUUAGGCACUUUAGAACAGGUGAAUACUUCAACCACCCAGCAUGAUAGGGCACGAGCGCUAGGCCACUUAGGUGAUUGCUACGAUGCUCUUGGUGAUUAUGAAGAAGGUAUCAAAUGUCAUGAAAGACACCUACAGCUUGCCACUGCUCUUUUGAGUUAUCGAGAUCAAGAAAGAGCAUAUCGUGGCUUGGGACAUAGUCAUAGAGCUUUGGGCAACUUGCAGGAAGCACUUGUCUGUCUAGAAAAACGACUUGUUGUGGCUCAUGAACUUGGAAGUUCAGAAGCAAAAGCAGCUGCAUACGGUGACUUGGGGAACAUCCAUUGUGCCCUUGGAAACCACGAACAAGCAGUCAAUUGCCUUGAGCAUCAAAAAGAGAUUGCAAGGGAAUUAGGUGAUCGAGCUCUUGUCUCUGAUGCUACUAGUGCACUAGGAAAUGUCUUCCAUCAGAUGGGAAACCACGAUGGUGCUCUAAAGUUACACAAAAUGGAUUUGGAAAUAAGUGAAGCCCUUGGUGUGAUGUCUCUUCAAGCUAGGGCCUGCUCGAACUUGGGCUCAGUCUAUGAAAGCAUUCGAAGCUACGUGGAUGCGAUAAAGUUUUUCGAAAAGCAACUUUCCUUGACAACUGACCGUUUAAGCAAAGCCUACGCCUGUGGUUCCUUAGGUCGUGUUUUCCAUCAAAUGGGUCAGACAGCUCAAGCCAUAAAUUUCCUUCGUCAGGGCUUAGCUAUUGUACAGUCCCUUAACAAAUCGGAAGAUGAAGCUAAAAUAAGGCAUCAGUUAGGCCUUGCUCUACGUGCUUCCGGUGAUAAUGAGAAUGCUCGCACUCAAAUGGAAACAGCUGCUCAAAUACUAGAAUCGGUUCGCUACGAUCAGAGAUCGCCAGAAGGCCGGACGGUGCUGUUUGAUUUGCAAACGUCCUGCUAUCACAUGUUGCAGCAGAUCCUGGUGUCUAUGUCCCGCAACGAGGAGGCUUUAGUGGCUGCUGAGAGAUGUAAGGCCCGAACUAGCCCGGAUACAAACAGUAUUUCCCGAAAAACUAUGAUAACAUGUAGCGAAAGCAUAUUCGACACCGUCAACAAGACCAAAACUAAUGUACUCUACUUCAGUUUGGCUGGCAACGAGCUUUUUGCGUGGUUUCUUCAACCACAGAAGGGAAUCGUUCGAUUUCAUUCAGUUGAAAUCAAUGAAAAUACUUUAAAGAUUCCCCGUGAAAAGCUUACUGACAAUGGGGUAAAAGAGAGUCCUGAAAACUUAUUGGAAAUCUACAUAAAUAUGGUAAGGGACAGUCUGGGUGUUAACUCUGACACCGUUCUACAUGAAGGUGAUGGCAGUGGGUGGCGUUCUAGUUCAGAGAAUCUGCUUGACGAUUUUUCAACUGAAAGAGCUGGUUUUCUUCGUAUGGUCAAUCGAAACCAUUUACUAAACUCCAGCAACUAUUCCCUAAGUUCACUGUUUAGUUUAGGGAGCGUGGGUGGUUCGGUAGCGAGCUUACAAGGUUCCACAAGAUCUAUCGCAAGUUUGCAGGGUUCAACUAGGUCUCGACGCACUCAAAUGUUACCCACCUGGCAGGGGCCAAGCUGUUUACAUACCCUUUACAAUCUUCUUUGGGAACCAUUUGAUGACCUUUUGCCUUCAGGAGGUGCCGUUUCUCGACAAGGCCGGAAAGAGCUCAUACUUGUUUUAGAAAAUGAGCUUUAUCUUGUUCCAUUUGCAAUUUUGAGAAGUUCAAAAGAAGAUGGAGAAUACUUGUCUGAACGGUGUUCUAUCAUCACAAUUCCUUCACUCCAAUCUCUUCGCCUUAAGAGCAAAACCAUUCGUACUAGAGAACUGGCCGAAAACCUAAAUACUGCCCUAGUUGUUGGAGGUCCCAGGAUCCCGUCGACCCUAUCGGAAACUUGGGGGUGGUCAGAAUCCCCAGCUUCUAUACAAGAAGCUGCAAUGGUAGCUGACAUGCUGCAAUCAAAGGCCUUAGCGAGCUGUAACGCAACUAAAGAAGCAGUGGUAUCUGAAUUGCCGACUGCAGAGUGUGUUCAUUUUGCUGCAAAUCUAAGUUGGAAGCUAGGAGCAGUAGUGCUAAGUCCCGGUGAUGUUGUCGAUUCUCAAUCACAAAAACGCUACUAUCAAUCUACUUCAAACAAUGAGGAGAAUGACGAAGAGGGAAAUGAACUAGCGAAUGGAAGUAUUGAAAUUCCACCGCUUUCAGAUUUCAUUCUUUCUGCUGCUGACGUCUUGACAAUGAAAUUAAAUGCAAAACUUGUAGUUCUUAGUUCAUAUCAUUCCAUUGAGCCCAUAACAGGAGCUGGAGUGGCAAAUUUAGCUGGAAGUUGGCUGUGUGCUGGAGCAGGUGCAGUUCUCAUUUCACUGUGGCCGGUUCCUGAAACAGCUGCUAAGAUUCUUCUACGAGCUUUCUAUUCGGCUCUUUUGCAAGGAUCUAGAGCUGCACGAGCUUUAGCAGAAGCAAUGCAGACAGUGCAGCACACAAAACAUUUUGCUCACCCUGCAAACUGGGCCGGGUUUCUUCUAGUUGGGGGCAAUGUUAGGCUUUCAAACAAAGUAGCUUUAAUGGGCCAUGCCCUAUGCGAGUUAUUACGAACUCCUGACAAAUGUCGAGAUGCCUUGCGAGUGUGUUUGCAUCUUGUAGAAAAAAGUCUCCAAAGGAUCCACCGUGGACAGAAAAAUGCCAUGUACACCACUCAGAAGAGCAUAGAGAAUAAAGCCGGGCCAGUUAAUGGAUGGAAGGACCUUCUCAUGGCAGUCGGAUUUCGGUUUGAGCCUGCAGCAAAUGGAAUACCUUCAAGUGUAUUUUUUCCACAAGCUGACCCGGAAGAUCGCUUGUCGCAGUGCUCUGCAAGUCUGCAAGCACUGCUUGCUCUAACUCCAAUAACCCUUCAGGCCUUGGCUAAGCUCGUUAACAGCAUUGAUGUGGCCGAUGAUAUAAUAGCAGUUAUUCGAAAUGUUCUCAGUCAGUUCCCACCAAAGGGAAGUCCAGAAGUGGAGUCGUGCAUAGAGAUUCCAUUGUCGGUAAGGCUCUGGAGAGUUUCAGGCUGCCACGAGCUUUUGGCAUCAGUUGGAUUUGAUUUGACAGAAGUGGGUCAAGACCAGGUUACUCUUCGUACAGGCAAGCAAGCAAACCGCAGAAGUUGUCAGUUCGUACUUCAAGCUCUAUUGGCUCUAUUUGAUACCCAGGAAGCUCCAAAAACACUAGGACUUGACUCAAGCAGUAGUUGUGAGUCUCUAAAUGAAGAUAUUCGACCAGAGAAUCCAAUGAGUGCUUCAACUGGCUCUUUAUCGGGGCCAACAUCGCAACAAGCUAGUGUAUCACCAACAGACACAGUGAAAUCAAUGAGCAUUGGCAUGACAUUACCACCACUUCCCAUUAAUAGACCUCGUAUUCUUAGUGCUGGUGGAGGGGCUUUCAUUUCGUAUGUCCGUCGAAGAGGUGAACCGGAUGGAGGUCGCACUGAUACUGAAUCUUCGGCUCCGACUACAAAAAAUCCUAGCCUUACUGUAGGACUACCAUCUCUCUAUCCGAAUCUAGAUUCAAGUUUGGCAAAUACCACUGAUAGUGAGCUUUCAGAUGGUUACAUAUCCCAGAGUCACCUCAAGAAACCAAAUGGUCCACGCUUGGGGUACUCAAGUCUACGUGGACCAGUGCGAGUCUCUCGGCCUGGUGGUGGAGGGGAAAGCGAUGCUGCAUUUACACCAAGUCCACCAGUGACAACACAAACUGCUGUAGAUCCAAACGUCUCGUUAGCCUUGGCACAUCAAACCCGCAUUCGAAAUCUAUACUCCAGUACUGGAAUGACUUUCCUUGGGGAUAGUGUUAUUCCGGAGAUGAGUGUGCCCCCAAGCAUGUCCCGCCGACCAGAUAGUUCGAGCUCUGCUAGUUCCACUACUGACUGGGAAGGAUCGGGCCAUGCAACUGUUCUGCGAAGAUCUAAUCAGCAGCAAAGCAUGCCCCCAUUGCCACCCCCAAGACAGAACCUACCUUUGGUUGAUAGUCUUCGACCACUAGCUCCGUUAGCACCUGUGUACAAUAAUCUCGGGAAUCUGCCAAGUGCUGGUCCAUCAACCACUUGCAUUAGCAAUGUAUUGGAGUCGGCGGCCAGCUCUGACUCAGAGUUUGAGAGGGGGCUUGAAAUACCUUCACAAUCACUCGCUCACUUUAGAAUGAAGCCGAAAAUCAAACUAGGAAACGCACAAAUUCUACUUUCGAACAGAUUAAAAGAGACUACAUCCAUGUUUAUGGAUCGCCUUAGCGUUCGCACAGAAGUUUCUACAACAAGUUCCUCAAACGUUGCAAAUGCUAGUGGCAGCAGAAAGCCUCUAACUCUUCCAGAAGAUGAUAACACAUUGGUUUUCAAUUCUUCAAGUCUAUAUUUUGCUCCAGCAGAAACUGAAAUUGAAAACGGAAAAAAAGAACACAGCUCGAAAACACUUCCCGCAGCAAGUACAUCAAUUGGUGCCACUUCCAAAGAUAAUACCAAGCCUACAACCAAGAGCAUUCAAGAUACUAUUAUGCGACAUAUGAAUCGAGAGAUGACCCCAACUAUUUCAGAAGUUUAUCAUGAAAGAAACUUGGGAUUGGGCUUAGCACCACCUCUAUCGAAACUCCUUCUCAGUAAAAAUUAUGAUGAGUCAGAAAGUAAAAUGUCACCGGCCGGAUGUGCUAUCAAAAACAUUGUGGAUGCUGUAAGUGAAAUGGAGCUUAGCAGUACAUCAAACACGAGCACAAAUGCAAAAUCAAAUAAUGAGGAAGUUUGUUCUGUUUGUGGUGAACCUGCCAAUAUAAUUUGUCGAUGUAAGGCCGCCACAGUUCAAAAGAAAUCCACACUCAAACCCUGGCUAAGCAACAUUCCAUCGAGUAUCGUUAAAGCUAGUGAUCUAACAACUGCUGACAUCCUAGAACGUCAAAACAAAAUCAAAACUACAAACUCAGUUGGAAAUAUUGAAGCAGUGAGCAGUAUGGUGGGAAAACGAGCUAGCAGUCCAUUUAGUGAACUUUGCCGGCGAGAUGAAGGCGAUGGACGGUCUGUUGCAGACUCACAAUGUAGCAGUAGUUACAAAACAGACGUGACCAACGCAACAAUUACUCUAAAUCCUGCCAGCCAACUAGCAGCAAGCAAUCGUAAUAAGUUUGGAACUAAUUCUUGAGCUUAUUAUGUGAAUGGACUCACAAAGAUUUUAAAUUAAAAAAAAAAGAACUGAAGCAUGUCAUUUUAAUACAUACAUACAUACAUACAUUUGUAUUUUUUUUACUUUCAAAAUUUACUUAGGGAGCAAUAUUUAAAUACAUAACUUAGUUAUAGGAAAUAUUUUAAAACCUAGCUUAUGUGAUUAUUUUCAAUUUUGUAUAAAAGUUAAGUUUUUAAUCUAUAUUAAUAUUUUUAAUUUUAACUGUAUAUAUAAUUAUACGCAGUACAUUUGUUAAGAAUGAGAUUAUGCUUAGCACCCAGUUCAUAAAAUUCAUGCAUAUCUGUGCAUGUAGAUAAUUAAUGUUAUAGAUUAAAAACAAGAAUAAAAAUAAAUCAUAUGUUUUUAUUGUUA
Molecule: messenger RNA, 9286 nt
Organism: Eupeodes corollae
Lineage: Eukaryota; Metazoa; Arthropoda; Insecta; Diptera; Syrphidae
Product: tetratricopeptide repeat protein 28
Exons: 7
Coding region: 1259-8893 (2544 amino acids)
Molecular function (GO): protein binding
Source: RefSeq, a predicted model, not a curated record